This is a messenger RNA of Echinococcus granulosus, 777 nucleotides long. RefSeq names its product COP9 signalosome complex subunit 7b. The transcript is spliced from 4 exons. Lineage: Eukaryota; Metazoa; Platyhelminthes; Cestoda; Cyclophyllidea; Taeniidae. Gene Ontology annotation, cellular component: COP9 signalosome. The record is from RefSeq and is a predicted model, not a curated record. The coding region runs from base 1 to 777 and encodes 258 amino acids.
AUGACGUCAUCCGUUUCUCCUGAAGAGCUAAUCUACAAAGCUACGGAAUCUCCGGAUACUUUUGUUUUUGGAGAUCUUAGGGACAUUAAAUGUGUUAAGUCGCUGGACCCGAAUUCAGAGCUGAGCAGUUUACUGAAUCUCUUUUGUUUCGGAACCUAUGGCGACCACAAAAAUCCGUCUUUUCCCUCCCUUUCUGCAGCUCAACUUCGUAAACUUCGCCAGCUUACUAUUAUUUCCGCCUGCGAAUAUCGGCAUCACAUCCCUUAUGAUGUUCUGCUCAAAAGUUUAGACCUCACUUCUCUUCGAGAACUGGAAGAUCUCAUCAUCGACCUUAUUUAUGCUGAUGCGAUCGUAGGAAAGUUGGAUCAGCAAAAAAGAAUGCUUGUCGUAGAAUCAGCUAUAGCACGAGACUUCAAACAGGAGGAUUUACCCAAUUUGAAGACGGAUUUGGAUUCGUGGAGCGAUCGGGUCAACUCGUCACUGGAAAAGUUGGCUAGUAAUGUUACUAAGGCCGCGUCGCUGAGGGCGGAAUGGGCCGAGAAUAGGAUUCGUAUAUCGGCUAACCAGAACAACAUUAAUUCAAAAAUUCAACAAGAGGAUAACAAAAUGGAUGUUGACUCCAAUAUGGAUGUAGAUGACCAGCUGGAGAUAUACUUAGAUGAUAACGGUGAGCCGUUAUUACUCCCUCGGCCUUCAAUUUCCACAUCCGCUAGUGGAGAGAAGGGUCGUCGGAACCCCUUGCGUGUCCUCCAAAAGGGACGCAAGAGCGGCAAAUAG